GACACAGAGAUAAAAACUGAAAGCGAUUAACAGCUACAGCGAGUGUAUUUAGCAUUCAUCAGCAAUUAAAGCAGCAAUAAGCAGCAACCAGCCGCGUAAACAUUCAGACUUACAUCAGUGGCAAAAUGAACACGACAUCUGAGAUGAAGCGUCUGACGAUUUACAUGUUGGAGUCUGCACCGAUAGACGACCAGGUCCAGAUAGCACACGAUCAUCUGUUACCCCUGGUUGAAAAAAUCCACCCCAGUCAGGCCAAUAAGAUCACCUGGAUGCUGGUGCAAGACGAAAACAACUUUGAAAUAAUGAACAUGAUUGGAGAUCCUGAGCAUCUGCGUGUCAGGGUCGACGAAAUGGACUCUCUCCUGAAGGCGAGAGAAACUGAUCAGAAGCCGGAAACACUGAAAGCAAUUUUCAACAGCAACAAGAAGAGAAGAAAUAAGAAAAAGAAGAAAUAUUUAGACUGAAAUUCCAUAAAUU
Clarias gariepinus (North African catfish) is the source of this 477-nucleotide messenger RNA. Its product is annotated as polyadenylate-binding protein 1-like. Gene Ontology annotation, molecular function: RNA binding. NCBI's taxonomy places the organism in Eukaryota, Metazoa, Chordata, Actinopteri, Siluriformes, Clariidae. The coding region runs from base 126 to 464 and encodes 112 amino acids. The transcript has 5 exons. The record is from RefSeq and is a predicted model, not a curated record.